Plasmodium coatneyi is the source of this 1128-nucleotide messenger RNA. RefSeq lists its product as uncharacterized. The coding region runs from base 1 to 1128 and encodes 375 amino acids. The transcript has a single exon. NCBI's taxonomy places the organism in Eukaryota, Apicomplexa, Aconoidasida, Haemosporida, Plasmodiidae. The record is from RefSeq and is a predicted model, not a curated record.
AUGAAGAAACUGUUAGGUGUGCUGCUUUACUUUUUCGUCCUACACAAACACAUAGAUGCAAAAAGUGGAAAUCUGCGAACCAAUGAUGUCAAAAAUGAACAAGAUGAAAAAAGGAAAAAAUUUACGACUGGAUGGAUCCCUUAUUAUGUACCCCCAAAAGGGAAGACUAUACCAAUUGCUCUUUUGGCUGCUCUUCCAGAGAAAACUACUUUUAGAAAGUCAGAAAACAUGAGAAAGGAUGUGAAAGAGGAACAGGAAGGUGAGGAGAAUGUGAAUAGUUUAAACCAUUCAGGUGAAGCGAACGAUGCAGAUUUUCAAUUUAAGCUUCAAAUAGUGGAAGGCGCAGACCACUCAACAGAUGGACAGCUGGAGGGAGGGUCCUCUCCAGGUGAUGCUGCGGGUACGGAAGUGCCAGCUGGUGAGGUGGACCAUUUGGAGCAGGGGGAAGGAUUGCCUGAAGAAGCUGCAGGGCAUACAACUGAACAUGCAACGGAAUUAGUAGCAGAAUUGGUGGAAGAACCCGCAGCUGUCCCCGUUGCUGAGGAAGCACCCGCCGCAGAUGAUCAAAAUGCAGAAGUGCCAGAGGAAGCACAAUCCUUGCCUGUGCAUGAAGCCAACGAAGUGUCAGUUGAAGAGAGCCAAGAAGGGACACCUUCGGUGGCUGAGCAGGGCGUAGAUGACAGUGUGCCUGGUAAACCUGCAGAUGAGGGUAUUCCUAGCCAGUCAGCAGAUGCUAGUGUGCCUAACCAACCUGAAGAUGAGAGCAUGUCUGAGCCCGACGAAAGUAACGACAGCGAGGUCGACAGCGUGGAAGAGGCAAGCGAAGAAGAAAACUUUUAUCAUAUGAUGGAGGAGGACGACGACGACGAUGAAGAGGCUGAAAUGGGAGAUGAAGAAUUCGAAGAUGACUAUGACAACGUAAUGCACAAAAUAAAUGAACACGAAGAACACGAUGAACACGAACGAGAGACCCCUUCGAAUGAUGGAUCAAAAUAUUUGACCAGAGCGGAUAUAGUAGUCAUGCUUGCCGUGCGAAACAUGUUAAGUGCGUUAAACGAUGACUACGGAAUUAUGGAUUUCCUCACUGGUUUUAAUCCUGGCGUGAUUAAUCCGUUCUACAUGCUUUGA